AUCUUGUUGGUUUUGUAUCUGAAUCUUUCGGCAAUUUUUCAUUAGCCAACCUAAUAAAACAAUAAUCCAUUCCCAUUUGUGCACUGGAUCUAUAAAACUGGCUUAAAAGGAAUUACCUUAUAUUUUCAUAAAUUUUAGAGGAAAAAUCUGCUUUCGAAAAUUCACAGAUUAUAGAUUCUAUUUAACGCUCCGAACGAUAAUAGGUGAAGAUAUGACUUCCCUUCCAAACGUCUUUAGGAGACAACGAGAUAAUGAGGAAAAAUUAAAUGCAUUAUUUAAGCAGCAUUGUAUCAGCUUCUUUAAUUUUAUGUUUGGAAAUUCUACAAGAUACAGCGUAAAUGCGAUGGUAAUCGCUCGUGUACAGAAAAACGAAGAAGAUCGUCCUAGUGGUUGUAUGCUCAGAUUUGAACAUGAUAAUAUCCCAGCAGAAGAAUCUUUGUAUCAUUCAGAUAUAAGCUCUGAAGAUGGAGAUGAUUUAGCAAACAUGUCAUCAGCUAAACGAAAAUGUGAAAAAUCCGAAGAAGACGUAGAAGAGCCAGUCACCAAAAAGGCUAAAUCUGAUGAAGAUUUAGAAGACGAAGAACUAGAAGACGAGAUUGAAGAGGAAGAAGAAGAAGAGGAAGAUGAUGAAGAAGAAGAAACUGAGACUAAUGACAAAGAAAAACCUAGCACUUCGAGCGAGGAUGCUAACGUGAACUAA
Molecule: messenger RNA, 700 nt
Organism: Dimorphilus gyrociliatus
Lineage: Eukaryota; Metazoa; Annelida; Polychaeta; Dinophilidae
Source: the annotation of a GenBank genome assembly